Molecule: messenger RNA, 2725 nt
Organism: Lindgomyces ingoldianus
Lineage: Eukaryota; Fungi; Ascomycota; Dothideomycetes; Pleosporales; Lindgomycetaceae
Product: alpha-xylosidase
Exons: 3
Coding region: 419-2725 (768 amino acids)
Biological process (GO): carbohydrate metabolic process
Molecular function (GO): carbohydrate binding; hydrolase activity, hydrolyzing O-glycosyl compounds
Source: RefSeq, a predicted model, not a curated record
CUCGUAGGGAAGGAAGAAAGAAAGCAAGAGGAACAAGUCUUCUGUCGUAAUUCCGUUGCACGCGGCUAACAUACCUAUUUCCCAGCUUUUGCAAAGCUUGCUCUCGCGCAGCUGUUGGCACAGAGCUGACGGUGCAGCUUCGGACAAAUUGUUACCGAAGAAUCCGUCCACUCACGAUAGCCUCAUGACCAAUAUCCUAGGCUUGUCGGUCCAUGUCUCCGAUUAGUGUCUUGUUCUCGUUGGAGAUUCAAAUGUCUCUCACAGAGUUUUGCGAUGCUUUAGCCUUCUCUCUCAUUCCAGCAACAAUUUUGUAGAUAAUAUCUUCCUCUAGGCCGUGUUCCGUCCUAGUACAACUUCGUCUGGCUAAAGAUUGACCCUUCUGGAAGACAUUGCUGCUGAAGUUUCACGGUCUCCAAAAAUGAAAUUUCGCGAUGGCAUGUGGCUGGUGAGCGAGGAUAAAACUGUCCAGUACGCCGAAGAUAUCUAUACCAUUACACCACGUCACGACGAAAAGGCUCUCACCCUUCUCUGCCCAACUCGACAAAUUCACUCACGUGGAGACACCUUGAAUCUGAGUACCCUUUCAAUUGAGAUUGAAGCACAAUUCGACGGCGUGCUUUCGCUCGAGGUAACACAUUUUGCUGGAGCACGGCGACGAGGUCCUAACUUUGAUAUUUACCCUGAGGGACAACCGAAAAGUUUUCCUUUUAUAAGGAAGAGCGAGAAAGGCACGACUAUUUCUUCGGGAAGCCUUUCUGCCACAGUUCAUCCAGAUCAGCAUACUUUCGAUAUUCGCUUCCAUGCUACCAAUGGAUCGAAAAACCUCACUUCCCUGCUUAGCAGGAGUGUCGGCCUGGCGUAUAGCCCUGCGCUUACAAGCCCGAAGCAAGUAGAAGAUAUAAGCGACAGGCGGCACUACAUUUUCACUCAAACGGAGCUUAGCGUUGGAGAAACCAUCCACGGCCUGGGAGAGCGAUUCGGUGCGUGGAACCGCGUUGGGCAGAAUAUUGAAGUCUGGAAUGAAGAUGGAGGGACGUCUAGUGAUCAGGCUUACAAGAACAUUUCAUUUUGGCUGAGCUCCCGUGGGUACGGAGUCUUCAUUGACGCGCCGGAGAAAAUUGACCUCGAGAUUGGUAGCGAGAGGUGCUGCAGGCUACAGACGGCGGUGGAGUCGCAACGCUUGAAAUGGUUCAUAAUUUACGGCGCUAACCCCAAAGAGGUUCUGACGAAAUACUCCAUCCUGACUGGAAAACCUGGAAAAGUUCCCGCUUGGUCCUACGGGCUUUGGCUCUCAACAUCUUUUACAACCUCGUACGAUGAAAAGACUGUUACGCAUUUUGUUGAAACGAUGAAAUCGUCACAUAUACCCGUGGAAGUCUUCCACUUUGAUUGUUUCUGGCUUCGUGCUUUUCAUUGGACCGAUUUCGUCUGGGACCCCGAGUUCUUCCCAGACGCAGCUGGACAAAUCAGACGGAUGAAAGAGGCUGGGCUUGUAAACAAAGUCAGUGUUUGGACGAACCCAUAUAUUGGACAGGCGUCCCCGAUCUUCAAGUUUGCUGCCGAAAAAGGCUAUCUCCUAAAGCGAACCAAUGGAGACAUAUGGCAAUGGGACUUGUGGCAGACAGGUAUGGGUAUUGUGGAUUUCACGAACCCUAAAGCUGCUCAAUGGUUUUCCGAGUGCUUAGGGAGACUCUACGAUAUAGGCGUAGAUUGCAUCAAGACAGAUUUUGGAGAGCGGAUCCCGACAAAAAAUGUACGAUGGUAUGACGAGUCCGUGGAUCCAGCUCGCAUGCACAACUUUUACGCAUUCAUAUACAACAAGUUGGUCUACGAAACACUCCAAAAAAGGUACGGGAAAGACCAAGCGGUUCUUUUCGCUCGCACGGCUUGCGCAGGAACCCAGAGAUUCCCUUUGCAGUGGGGUGGCGAUUGCGAGUCAACGCCCGCGGCAUUAGCUGAAUCACUCCGAGGCGGGCUCUCGCUUGGUCUUGCGUCGUUUGCCUCCUGGUCUAACGAUAUUGGAGGGUUUGAGGGCAGCCCGCAGCCAUGGAUCUACAAACGCUGGGUUGCUUUCGGUUUGAUGUGCUCACAUUCGAGGCUCCAUGGAUCAAACUCAUAUCGCGUCCCUUGGCUUAUCGACGAUUCCUCUGCUGAGCCAGAGAACUGUACUGAAACUUUGCGACACUGGGUGCGUUUAAAGCGAAAGCUGAUGCCUUACAUUUAUGCACAAGCCGUCGAGAGCUUUGAGAAUGGCUGGCCGAGCAGCAUUCGAGCCGUUGCUUUGGAAUUUCCGGACGACCCCACAGCUUGGUAUCUGGACCGCGAGUUUAUGAUUGGCAGCUCUAUUUUAGCCUCGCCAAUUUUCGAAGAAGAUGGCAAGGGGGAAUACUAUCUCCCCCCGGGGAGAUGGUUUUCGUUCUGGGACGGAAAGGAAGUGGAAGGUGGUAGAUGGCAGUCAGAGAAAUUUGGGUUCUUGGCUUGCCCGAUGUUUGUCAGAGAGGGGACUUUGCUGGUGCUUGGGGAAGAGGAAGGUGAGGGCGGGUUCUCGUACGACUGGUUGAAUAAAGGAGGCGAGGUUCGUUUGUAUGGCGUCAAGGAGGGAGAUAAGGCAAAGCUGGUAGAUCGUGAAGGACUGGACGCUGGGGUAUUGGAAGUGGGCCACGGUGGAGGACUUCAGGGAAUGGAAGCUCUUGGGGGCGAUUGGGUGGUUAAGACAUUCGGGUAG